CUUUCUUUCAUGGAACGCUGAUUUGAUCACUGUCAGAACACCCAUCCUCUUGUCUCGGAGUGUCUGCAGAGAUACUACUGAACACACGCAGAGUGCACAAGUACAGAAUGCUUUCCAGAAGAGUGUUAUCGAAAGAGGAAGAAUCCGAGUCCACCGACGCCGAAGUCACAAAAGAAGACCAAGACAAAAUCAACACCUUCUCGAGGUUACACAACCGUAGCAAAUCGCUCGAGGAGGAGUUGACUACGAAGCAGAAAGACAAAGAAGACCUCGAAGAGUUAUCCACUGAACUCGAACUUGCGGAUGAAGAUGAUCUGGUCCCAUACAAAAUUGGGGACUCAUUCAUGCAUGUCCCACUCAGCGAAGCUCAAGAACUCCUUGCUUCAGCGACGACAGACCUCGAAAGCGAAGUUUCGACGUUAGAGGAGGAACUAAGUACGAUCAAGGAAGAGAUCGAUGGACUGAAGGCGCAUCUGUACGCUAGAUUCGGCAGAGGAAUCAAUCUCGAGGCUUGAUCAGCAGUAGAAAGCGGCUUCAGGACAGGCACGAAGUGGUCGGCUUCCGACGGGCAGAUCAAUGGAGACUUCGUUGAUCAGAGGCCGGUAAUAAGGUGAUGCUUGCGAGCAGCAAGGCAGCGAAUGCUCGAGCUCUGGACGUCCUAGUGUCGCACAGGAAGUACCUAGCAGAGCAUGGCACAUGAUGCUGACGUACAAGGCGGCGACGGACCAAUACACCGUCCAAAAGAGCGCGGUGUGGACGAACAGUACCCCCUGACAGGU
Molecule: messenger RNA, 779 nt
Organism: Exophiala viscosa
Lineage: Eukaryota; Fungi; Ascomycota; Eurotiomycetes; Chaetothyriales; Herpotrichiellaceae
Product: prefoldin subunit 4
Exons: 4
Coding region: 108-515 (135 amino acids)
Biological process (GO): protein folding
Cellular component (GO): prefoldin complex; cytoplasm
Source: RefSeq, a predicted model, not a curated record